Molecule: messenger RNA, 585 nt
Organism: Rosa chinensis
Lineage: Eukaryota; Viridiplantae; Streptophyta; Magnoliopsida; Rosales; Rosaceae
Product: putative lipid-transfer protein DIR1
Exons: 2
Coding region: 55-402 (115 amino acids)
Biological process (GO): systemic acquired resistance
Molecular function (GO): fatty acid binding
Source: RefSeq, a predicted model, not a curated record
AACCGGUAAUAUCAUCAUCCUCAGAAUCAGAAGUGAUCGAGAGGUAUUGUAGUGAUGAAGUACCUCAUCGUCAUCAUGCUGGCAGUGCUAGUAGCUGUAGGCAAUCUCUGGGGUUUUGAUGUGGGGGUUGAUGGGGCUGGGGAGUGUGGAAGCAACCCAGAGGUUGUGGUAUACAAGCUUGCUUCAUGUGGACCAGCAGCACAAGAUGGGAGCGUCGCGGUUUCUCCCAAGUGUUGCUCGUUGGUGAAACGCGUCGACAAGCGUUGUCUUUGUGCCAUUGUGCUCUCUAAAGAACUUCAGAGUCGUGGCCUCAACCCAGCAAUCGCAGUCACCAUACCUAAACGUUGUAAGGAUCCCAGACGUCCCAAGGGUUACAAGUGCGGAGCUUAUACGGUGCCUUGAUUGAUUACGAAGACCCAAGACGAUGGUUCCAUAUAUAGCUGUGGAAUUCUCAUGUUGCUUUCACAUCGAUCAUCUAAUGUUUAAAUAUAUUAGUAUUGAACCCUUUCAACUUACAGGUUUAAAGAAUAAAUAAAGUGCUACUUCAUGCAAUAGUACAAUCCAUAUUAUCAUUACUGGUCUUCA